GUUUGUGGGAUCAGAUCUCAUCACUUGGCCUCGUAUCUUCUCUUCGCUUAGUUUGUGCUGUGCAUGAUCAUCCAUCUCCUGCAUUUCAUUAGUUGCAGUUGCAAAUUGUGGUCGGGUUCCAAUAAACUGAUCAGCAUUCCAUUAGUGGUCUUUUCCCUCCCACAGUGAUGCAGUGAUAUGGUAAGAUAAGGAAACUGACUGAUGCAAUGAAGGCAACUCGUGCAUGGCAGCGACGCAUCAAAGAUAUUCUUCUCAUGUCUGGUUCAAGGCAGCGCUCGCGUCUAAAGAGGCCAGUUUGGAUUAUUGUAUUGGUAACUUUUGUGAUCAUAUUCUUGAUUACUGCCUUUCUGUACCCUCCAACAACAUCGGCAGCCUGCUAUAUCUUUUCUUCUAGAGAUUGUACUUUGUUCAACGAGCCAUCAAUAUUUACUGCCAGGGAGUUAAGUGAUGAAGAGACAAGAUCUCACGUUGUAUUUAGGGAAAUCCUCAACACACCUCCCAUCCAAUCCAAGAAUCCAAAAAUUGCUUUCCUGUUUUUGACUCCAGGGACGCUAUAUUUUGAGCCACUUUGGGAUAAGUUCUUUCGUGGCCAUGAGGAUAGAUUCUCUGUUUAUGUACAUGCUUCCAGAGAAAAGCCAGUACACACAAGUCAUUAUUUUAUUGGUCGAGAUAUUCACAGAGAAACGGUGGUUUGGGGAAAAUUUUCCAUGGUCGAUAUUGAGAGGAGACUGUUGGCACGUUCACUUUUAGAUCCUGAUAACCAGCAGUUUGUGUUGCUUUCAGAUAGUUGUGUACCACUACACAACUUUGACUAUGUUUACAACUACCUGAUGCUCACUAAUGUCAGCUUUAUUGACUGUUUUGUUGAUCUUGGUCCACAUGGAACUGGGAGGUAUUCAGAGCGUAUGAUGCCCGAAGUUGAGAAGAACGCUUUUCGGAAAGGUUCACAGUGGUUCAGCAUGAAGCGUCAGCAUGCCAUAAUAGUUAUGGCAGACAACCUAUAUUACAAAAAAUUCAAGAAUUAUUGCAAGCCACAUAUGGAUGGACGCAAUUGCUAUUCAGACGAGCAUUAUUUGCCAACCUUUUUUAAUAUGAUUGAUCCUAGUGGAGUCGCAAAUAGGUCAGUAACAUAUGUAGAUUGGUCAGAAGGGAAGUGGCAUCCCAAAGCAUUUAGGGCCCAAGAUAUAACAUUUGAGUUCCUCAAGAACCUUACGUUCAUUGAGGAGAGCAUACAUUUCACAAGUGGUCCACAGAGGAGAGGGAUAAGUGGGCCAUGCUUGUGGAAUUCAAUGAAGAGGCCUUGUUAUUUAUUCGCAAGAAAGUUUUAUCCAGAAACCUUGCACAGAUUGAUGAUCCAUUUCUCUAAUUAUACCACGAUAUAGCCAUCCAUAUACAGGAGGGAGCCUUGUCUUUGCCUUUUUUUUUUUUUUUUGGUUUGGCUAAUAUUUCAAUUUGUAUUCUAAUGUAUUGUAUUUCUAUUGUCGAAUCGAAUGUCUACAUUUUAUAGUUAUAGCUGCUAGUCUAGUAUUGAAUUUAAGCUAUGCUAUGAUAUGAGCGUAAUGAAUAAUGUAUUGUAAUUAAAUUUUGUAUUCCAUCAAUUUGACUAAAAUAGAUGAAUUUUGAAAA
This is a messenger RNA of Gossypium raimondii (Peruvian cotton), 1626 nucleotides long. RefSeq names its product glycosyltransferase BC10. The transcript is spliced from 11 exons. The record is from RefSeq and is a predicted model, not a curated record. Bases 207 to 1382 code for a protein of 391 amino acids. Gene Ontology annotation, molecular function: glycosyltransferase activity. NCBI's taxonomy places the organism in Eukaryota, Viridiplantae, Streptophyta, Magnoliopsida, Malvales, Malvaceae. Gene Ontology annotation, cellular component: membrane.